AUGGGCGUGGCCUCUGAUGGCUUCAGCAGCUGGCGGGCCCGCGUGUCCGCCUUAAGGGAGUCCAGGAAGCUGGUGCUGGUGAUCGUCGCCAUCGCCUUGCUGCUGGACAAUAUGCUCCUGACCACUGUUGUGCCAAUCAUCCCGGAGUUCCUCUAUGACAUACGCCACCCGGAUGCACCGCUCUCGAUGUCCCUGGACGAGAUAACCACCCCGCCACCCCCGCCUACCCCCUACUGUCCCUGUCUCGAGAAGAACACCACGGUAGUCUACGAAAAUGUAACACACAUGAACCUAACGGCGGAGAAGGAGGAACGCCACAAGGAUCUCAUCCAUGAGACCGUCGCUGUUGGAGUUAUGUUCGCCAGCAAGGCGAUCGUCCAGCUCAUAGCUAAUCCAUUUGUAGGUCCAUUAACGCACAGGAUCGGUUAUAGCAUACCUAUGUUCACUGGUUUCAUUCUGAUGUUCUUAUCGACGCUGAUCUUUGCAUUUGGUCGCUCCUACGGAGUCCUGUUUGUUGCUCGAGCUCUACAAGGGAUCGGCUCGUCCUGUUCUUCGGUCUCCGGAAUGGGCAUGCUGGCGGAGAGAUACCCGGACGAUAAGGAACGUGGCAACGCAAUGGGUAUAGCACUAGGAGGUCUGGCGCUAGGUGUUCUGAUUGGGCCACCUUUCGGCGGUUUAAUGUAUGAGUUCGUCGGGAAAACGGCGCCUUUCCUCAUGCUGUCGGCACUUGCACUUGGAGACGGAUUGUUGCAGCUGAUGAUUCUACAGCCUGGUGUGGUGAGGCAAGAAACUGAACCGCCUUCCCUCCGAGACCUGAUAACCGAUCCGUACAUACUUGUUGCUGCUGGGGCAAUUACAUUUGCGAAUGUUGGUAUCGCCAUGUUGGAGCCUAGCUUACCUAUCUGGAUGGCGGACACGAUGGAGGCACGUCGCUGGCAGCAGGGUGUUGCCUUCUUACCCGCUAGCAUUUGCUACCUUAUUGGCACCAACUUGUUCGGACCUCUUGGCCACAAAAUGGGCCGUUGGCUUGCAGCUCUCACCGGACUGAUUAUUAUCGGGUUUUGUCUCAUUUUGAUCCCAAUGGCGCGUAAACUAGAACACCUGAUCAUCCCGAACGCCGGCCUGGGCUUUGCCAUUGGCAUGGUGGACUCCUCAAUGAUGCCCGAACUUGGUUUCUUGGUUGACAUCCGUCACGCCGCUGUGUAUGGAUCCGUUUACGCUAUAGGAGAUACCGCUUUCUGUCUCGGAUAUGCUGUAGGUCCCGCCUUUUCCGGAGCUCUGGUCAACAGUAUUGGCUUCGAAUGGAUGUUGGUAAUCAUCGCGUUACUCAACUUUGCAUACGCCCCGUUUCUUCUGAUGCUUCGUUCUCCACCAGCAAGAGAUGAGAAGCAGAGUUUGAUUAUAAGUGAGAAAGCAUCGGUACGCUACGUAAGCUACCAAAACGAGGAGGAAGAAUAG
Parnassius mnemosyne (clouded apollo) is the source of this 1458-nucleotide messenger RNA. The record is from the annotation of a GenBank genome assembly. Lineage: Eukaryota; Metazoa; Arthropoda; Insecta; Lepidoptera; Papilionidae.